Molecule: messenger RNA, 1979 nt
Organism: Callorhinchus milii (elephant shark)
Lineage: Eukaryota; Metazoa; Chordata; Chondrichthyes; Chimaeriformes; Callorhinchidae
Exons: 9
Coding region: 294-1766 (490 amino acids)
Biological process (GO): interleukin-15-mediated signaling pathway; T cell activation; positive regulation of ERK1 and ERK2 cascade
Cellular component (GO): external side of plasma membrane; membrane raft
Molecular function (GO): protein tyrosine kinase binding; MHC class II protein binding
Source: RefSeq, a predicted model, not a curated record
GGUAGCUUCUAAUGGGAGUGCGGGACAUAAAACGUCCAUAAAUCUAUCAACAGUUUUUUUUUGUGUUGCCGAUGGAUUCCGAAAAAAAAGGUCCUCGGGUUUGCAAUUUAUUGCUUUGAACGUUCAAGAAAAACUUGGCUAAAAGUGGCACAGAAAAGAUACGUGAGAGACGAAGAAAAUACGCUGUUUACUCAGACAGGGCGAAGGGAAGAACCAUUAAACCGUCCAAGGCAGCAAGAAGCUGCCAGUCAGGCAGACACAGACCGACCGACAGACGGACAGAAGGGGAGACGAUGAUGAGAACUUUAGUGAGUCGUGUCUUACUACUUCUACUUACGUGCACCUUCACGAAAGAAACCCCUGUUGCCGUUUAUGUCUUGGUGGGUAGAGACCAAAUUGUCCUCAAUGGAUCAGAUAUUGCCCCAGAAGGCACCGUUGUCUGGGAAUGGACCCAAGACUGGGGGCAAAACAUCACCAAAGCGUUGGCUGAAAUGACAGCACAUCAAAAUCACUGGAGAGUAAAAUGGUUACAGGAGGAUACGGCAAAGGAAUGGCGUCAGAUAAAUAAGUCGCUGGGUCUGACCAUGGAAAAUCCCGAAUUUGAGACCUCGGGAUUAUUUACCUGCAGACAGACGGAGCCUCAGAACAGAACACUGAGUCAAUACCAAGUAUUUACCGUCAAAGUUGACCAAAAGGAGAGGUGUCAAUCAAUGGACGCUGAGGUCACCCUCAGCUGUAGCAUCUCCAGACUCCCAGAUGGUGUCAGGCUUCAGUGGAAACACAGAGAAUCUGCACAGAACAGCAGCAGCAACGACACUGAUCAGCUCCAGAUCAACAACAUGCUCUAUCUGAUGAUUAAAGCCAAUGACAGUGAUCAAUACACAUGUGCAGUGCAGGAUGGUGAAGAGAUAGUGCUCACAUCUGAUACCAAACAAUAUAUCAGGCUAAAUGGAUCUGUUGAGGGAUGCACACAUUACUGGCCUGUCACUGAUCAGCAUGCAAUGGUCCUGGGCUGUGAAAGUAGCUCCAGGGGCCGUUUUUCCACCUGGCAUUGGACACCGCAAAGCGCUCCAAAUGGAUACGAGGAAAUAGCGUCCUGCCCCGAAGAAGGACAAACAAAGCCACCCAUUCCGGGGUUUCAAGAUCGGAUCCUUGUGACCUGUGAUAACAGCACCAGCUUUACUCUGCAGAUUUCGCCUGUACACUUUCGAGACGCCGGACUUUACACAUGCGAUGUGAACAGUGUCACAGAGUCCUCUGUUAGGCUGGCAACCAUCAAAGUGACGGUGAAUCCGUCUCCCACUCUCUCCGCGGGAGAGAGCGCACAGCUGACGUGUGCUGUAUCCGGUGUCACUGGAGGAGCCAGGCCGGUGUGGAUGGACCGCGUUNAAAAUAAUAUAUUGGAGGGGAAAUUGUUGAAUGGGUCACGUGAAGGAGAUGUCAGUGUGUCCUUGCUGGUCAAGAACAUCGGGGAAUACAACAGGGAUUGGGCCUGCGUAUUGUUGAAUGGAACCAUACCUCUGGCUGUUAUCCGUUAUCGCUUUCAGAUUGAAGAAAAUGUCACACCCGGUAUAAUUUUUCUUUCCUUGGGUCUCGUUCAUAUUUUCUGCACCAUAUUGACAAUCAUGUGCUACGUGCAGAAGGUCAACACAUCAGAUCGUGGAGAUCAAAGUGGACUUCACUUCAACGACAUAGCACUGGAGUCAACCACUGGAGUUCAAGAGCAUCGGAGGAAUUUGAGCUGUCAGGAACCUAACCAAAUGUAAUCAAGUGAAAAUAACCCAGAGAAGCCAUGUCGAUCAAAGGGAUGAGGUUUAUACCAAGAAGAUGCUCUUUCCCCCAAAAUGAAGAUGUUGUCAUUUAUCGAUUUCUAUCUUGCAAGAUAGAAAAUAAACGCUUUAAUCCAGGGUUGGGGAAAAAAAUAUGCUUGUUCAAAGGUAAAAUAACAGCAUGAAAUAAACAUAAUGCUUACAAUUAGA